This is a messenger RNA of Amoebophrya sp. A120, 1028 nucleotides long. Lineage: Eukaryota; Dinophyceae; Syndiniales; Amoebophryaceae. The record is from the annotation of a GenBank genome assembly.
GAAUACGGUAGAAAGAAGAAAGCGCGUUGCUGUGAAAAUAUUUUUUUAAGGAUCGCAUCAUCUUCUAAAGUAAGCCGAAGCUUGGAGUUCCCUCCCAAAGCUGACCUCGCAACUUUCUCUACCUUUUUAUCUUGUAAUCUGAAAGCGAACCGCAACCGAUUAUGUCGCUGUUUUCGGACUGCCUUUAUUCACUGCAAAAAUGUCUGGGUCGGGAAGAGUCGGGACUUGUAAUGCUGUCUGCGGAUUCUAAAAAUAUCUGUGUUGGAUGAACAGCAAGAAGAGUCCAGUUCUUGGCACGCGGAGGUGCGUUUCUCAUGCGUGAUCAGCAUCGUGAACUCUCAAAAAAACUGUGAUGCUAGGAGCUGCAUCACUGACCUCAUGGGUUAUGCAAAAUGUGCAUGACAAACUCCGACUCUUCCAGCAGACCCAGACAUAUUUGUAUUUGAUAGCCUUAAGGCGCUGCACCGCGGGAAUGAGGAGGACCUGCUGGUCGAGGAGAUUGUGGAACAGGAAAACACCGGCAAAAAGAAGUAUGGGAGUGUCAGAGCCGAAAGCGACAAAAUCGAAACACUUGCGACGCACAAAAUCGACGCCAGUGAAGCCCAGAGCUUCUCUUGCAGUCGGCGCAUGACAAAUUUUCCCCGGCCUGGAAGCGAAUCUGUCAUGCAGUUUAGGGCAAUAGAGCUGCUCUCUGUCAUGCUAGCCAGCAGCCCAACACUUAACCCUCACCAGGACUACAAUCCGCCUUCCUUGCAUCCCCUGCACCAGAGUCGCUUUUUGCGUGGCAUUUUGUGCAUUACAUUUCAUUUUGAUUUUGUCGAUUUCGAUCCUGACAUUUCCAUAAGAAGGGAACGGAAUACCCGAAUGCGGGGUCCAGCAAGGAUACCUGCGUCCCGUUUUCCCUUAUCCAUUGCAAAUAUGUAUGGGUCUGGAGCAACACAAGACUUGCAAAAUAAAUGCUGGCGCUGGACCCACAUACGACCCCCAAACCUUGUACAUGCGCGUUGCGGAAUAUUUUCAAAUAUGUG